Messenger RNA from Anthostomella pinea, 1032 nucleotides. The record is from the annotation of a GenBank genome assembly. Lineage: Eukaryota; Fungi; Ascomycota; Sordariomycetes; Xylariales; Xylariaceae.
AUGGCCCAUGGGCUUACGCCUGUGACAAGCGCCUACGCCAUGUGGUGGUUUUGUGCACGUGACAAGCACCUGCUGACAGGAGUUUUGCUGACAGGAGUUUCUGGGCAGUCCGUAGCAUUCUCGAGGAAAUUCCUGAAGACGCAACGGAUAAAGUGGUACCAGGGACCUCAGUACAACAACCAGUUAAGUGGAAAGGGGGAGGAAGCUGCGAUCAGUGUUGGAACCGCGACCUGGAACGAUUUCCUUGUCUUUGGCUUGGCUCUCGAGGGUUUACGGCGUCUUGAUGUGGAACUCUUGACGCUGUCUAUCAACCACCGGGGCGCGCACAUGAUGCAAGCCUCCUCAGGUUCCCCGUCAUGGCGGCAUGGGUGGUCUUUGGGGGAUGCUGUCGCAAGAGGCUGGGUGGGUCCCAAUCCUCACACUGCCUAUGACGUCCUCUGUACUGACCUGACUGUAAACGACGGUGUCGUUUUCGAGCACUCUGCCUCGCCCAAGCAUGGAGAUUCCGAGAUGGAUGCUGAUGAUCCCUUCUUCACCGAGGUCAUCAAUCCUGAAGCUUAUCUGGAGACCGAAUCAUCUGGCCCGUAUCACCCAGACAUGGACAAGACCGAUGCUGGAGCUGUUACUGGGGAUAGUGUCAUCGGGGUCGCAGAGGCCAUCAGCAACAGGCUGGAGGAGUGCUUCAAGGGAGGAACCCCUAGAGUAGAUACGUAUCUACUCAUCGAGAUCCGUCCGAAACUGCAACGAUCACCUUCACACCAGUGCGCCACCUACGACAACCCUUCGCAUGCUGCCGGUAUCUCGUCAACUGCCGUCAACACGAUGGAAUCCGCGGCGCUGCUGGUGCUCAUCCUAGCAUGGUCUGCCCAGGUCGAGCGUGAUCUCGACACCCUCGACCCGAACUGCCAAGCUCCUGUCAUCUACCGGCAGCUGCUCUUCGACGGCGCAAUCCGCAAUGCAGACACGGGUGAUAGCGCCCCUCUUCCCACUACCACCACAGACACGUCGAGUCUCUGGCCCCAACACAAAUAG